AGAAGAGACGUAUGUGACUGAUAUGAAGGCAGAAGAUAUAGAGGAAGAAAAAGAGACGUAUGUGACUUAUAUAAAGGCAGAAGAUACAGAGGGAGAAGAAGAGACAUAUGUGACUGAUGUAAAGGAAGAAGAUAUAGAGGAAGAAGAGACGUAUGUGACUGAUAUGAAGGCAGAAGAUAUAGAGGGAGAAGAAGAGACGUAUGUGACUGAUAUAAAGACAGAAGAUAUAGAGGGAGAAGAAGAGACGUAUGUGACUGAUAUAAAGGCAGAAGAUACAGAGGGAGAAGAAGAGACGUAUGUGACUGAUAUAAAGGCAGAAGAUACAGAGGGAGAAGAAGAGACGUAUGUGACUGUUAUAAAGGCAGAAGAUAUAGAGGGAGAAGAAGAGACGUAUGUGAGGGGUGAUCAGCAGUGUAAGAAGGAGGAGAUCCCUACAGAUAUCAGCACAGCAGAUGGGCACACAAGCAGGAACAUCUCAGAAGGACAUCUAAUGUUAUCCCUGGAUUCUGAAAUAACCGAUAACGACAGUAGACAGGAUUCUCCAGGAGCUAACCCCAUUACCCCAAUUAUACAUCCAGCUCUAUCAGCUGGUCUCUCUGAUCCUGGGAAAUGUUCUCCUGAUCACUCUGAUAUUGGUGCAUCUGUUACAGCUCUGACAGUAGAUACAGUGUUUCCCUGUUCUAUAGAUGCCAAAUGUUUUACACAGAACACAAAGCGUAUUACCAAUCAGACAGCUAAGGCAGGUGAGAGUCCAUUUCCAUGUUCUGAGUGUGGGAAAUGUUUUACAUAUAAAUCAUAUCUUGUUAGACAUGAGAGAAGUCACACAGGUGAGAAGCCAUAUUCCUGUUCUGAGUGUGGGAUAUGUUUUACACAGAAAUCAGCUCUUGUUAUACAUCAGAGAAGUCACACAGGUGAGAAGCCGUAUUCCUGUUCUGAGUGUGGGAAAUGUUUUGCACUGAAAUCACAUCUUGUUCCACAUCAGAGAAGUCACACAGGUGAGAAGCCAUUUUCCUGUUCUGAGUGUGGGAAAUGUUUUGCACACAAAUCAUAUUUUGUUAUACAUCAGAGAAGUCACACAGGUGAGAUGCCAUUUUCCUGUUCUGAGUGUGGGAAAUGUUUUGCACACAAAUCAUAUUUUGUUAUACAUCAGAGAAGUCACACAGGUGAGAUGCCAUUUUCCUGUUCUGAGUGUGGGAAAUGUUUUUCAUCGACAUCACAUCUUGGAAGACAUCAGAGGAGUCACACAGGUGAGAAGCCAUUUUCCUGUUCUGAGUGUGGGAAAUGUUUUUCAUCGACAUCACAUCUUGUUAUACAUCAGAGAAGUCACACAGGUGAGAAGCCAUAUUCCUGUUCUGAGUGUGGGAUAUGUUUUACACAGAAAUCAGCUCUUGUUAGACAUGAGAGAAGUCACACAGGGGAGAAGCCGUAUUCCUGUUCUGAGUGUGGGAAAUGUUUUGCACACAAAUCACAUUUAGUUAUACAUCAGAGAAGUCACACGGGUGAGAAGCCAUUUUCCUGUUCUGAGUGUGGGAAAUGUUUUUUAUCGACAUCACAUCUUGUUAUACAUCAGAGAAGUCACACAGGUGAGAUGCCAUUUUCCUGUUCUGAGUGUGGGAAAUGUUUUGCACACAAAUCAUAUUUUGUUAUACAUCAGAGAAGUCACACAGGUGAGAUGCCAUUUUCCUGUUCUGAGUGUGGGAAAUGUUUUUCAUCGACAUCACAUCUUGUUAGACAUCAGAGGAGUCACACAGGUGAGAAGCCAUUUUCCUGUUCUGAGUGUGGGAAAUGUUUUUCAUCGACAUCACAUCUUGUUAGACAUCAGAGGAGUCACACAGGUGAGAAGCCAUUUUCCUGUUCUCAGUGUGGGAAAUGUUUUGCACGGAAAUCAGUUCUUGUUAAACAUCAGCGAUUUCACAGAUGAGAAGCCAUUUUCAUGCUGUGAGAGAAAUAAAUCUGCUCUUGUUGAACAUAUUAGACAUUACCCAAGUACGGAACCAUUUACAUCUUCUGGAGUAUAAUUAUCACUGCCGUCCAAUGUUCCUCAAGGGUGAAUCCGAUCUCUUAUGCUUUAUAAAAUAUACAUGCUACCACUGGGUGAUAUAAUCAGACGUCAUGGCCUGGUCUACCACUGCUAUGCAGAUUGCCUGCUUUUUGCACCAUGUACUGAGAACCUAAUACCAAUCCUAAAUGGUUGUCUAGCUGAGCGCCUGGGGUUGAUGAUGCCAGUUGGCUGUGACUCAGUCUUUGUGAAACAUAAUAGAAGCUCACCAACAAAGGACAAGACUACAGCUUUACCAACCAUCUGGAUUUUUGCUUUGGUGUUCAGAAUUGCAAAAUACUAAACAUGUGCUGAAUCUUUGUGUUGUCCUGGUAUGUGGCUGACACAGACAUCAGGUAUCUGCCACAUACUAAUCCUAAUUCUUCCAUCUGUGGACCAUAGCCAGAAUCAAGCACUUGAUUCCCUCAGAAGUUCAUAGACUACUGCAAUGCCAUCUACCUGGGUUACCCAGCAAAAGAAUUACAGAGCUUGCAGCUAGUACAGAAUGCAGCAGCCAAGCUGUUACCUAACCAGCUCAUUCCUGCCACAUAACACCCAUUCUCUACUCCCUUCACUGGCUGCCUGUAAGAUGACAAAUAUAUUUCAUAAUUGGCUAACUGACCUUCCCAGCCCAACAUUACAUGGUCCAAGGUACUAGAAGCAGCUUCUGCCUCCUUACUGCCCUGCUUGCUUGCUUGCUUCUACAGAUGGACUGUUACCAGCAGUACCAAGAAUCUCCUGUCAUUCAUUUAUGGGUUGAAUGUUUAGCUUUGACCAUGGAACUCACUGCCUUGCACAGUCCAAGAGGCCUCCACUCUAGAGACCUUCACAAACAGACUGAUGACUGUUACUCACGCUUUUCAUUAAUGUACCUCUAUUUACUUCCUAAAUAAUACAUCCCAAAUGCUUAGGUCUUUCUUCUGCUGUUUAUUUUGUAUCUUGUGCUUUAUGUAAAUGUGAAUGUCUAAUACCAGUUUGCACAAUCUGUAUUGCUGCACGACAAUAUGGCGGCCAUUGGAACGUGUUUUCACUUCUUCUAGUUUGCCUAACUUGUUGCAGACACUCAUCUUGAUCAGGAGUGUCGAGUGUUUUCUGAUACAAGAUCCUGUCCAUAUAUACCCUGUACAUUAUCAUGUGCUUUAGAGUCACCCGGGUUCCAUCUGCGGUGGUUUGUUGUAUGUUACAUCUAUAUGGUGCGGAUACUC
Messenger RNA from Pseudophryne corroboree (corroboree frog), 3243 nucleotides. Its product is annotated as oocyte zinc finger protein XlCOF22-like. Bases 23 to 1921 code for a protein of 632 amino acids. Gene Ontology annotation, molecular function: DNA-binding transcription factor activity, RNA polymerase II-specific; RNA polymerase II cis-regulatory region sequence-specific DNA binding. NCBI's taxonomy places the organism in Eukaryota, Metazoa, Chordata, Amphibia, Anura, Myobatrachidae. The transcript is spliced from 2 exons. Gene Ontology annotation, biological process: regulation of DNA-templated transcription. The record is from RefSeq and is a predicted model, not a curated record.